This is a messenger RNA of Nerophis lumbriciformis (worm pipefish), 1542 nucleotides long. NCBI's taxonomy places the organism in Eukaryota, Metazoa, Chordata, Actinopteri, Syngnathiformes, Syngnathidae. The record is from RefSeq and is a predicted model, not a curated record.
AUGACGGACCCCAGCAAACAAGACAUUUGUGCCAUAUUCAAGCGACUUCGCUCUAUUCCCACAAAUAAGGUUUGUUUUGAUUGCUCAGCUAAAAAUCCCAGUUGGGCCAGCAUCACCUAUGGCGUGUUUCUAUGUAUAGACUGUUCUGGGACACACAGGUCUCUCGGGGUGCACUUGUCCUUCAUCCGGUCUACAGAGCUGGAUUUUAACUGGUCUUGGUACCAGCUGAGGUGCAUGCAAGUGGGAGGCAACGCAAGCGCGGUGUCGUUCUUUAACCGGCAUGGUGGUGUGGACGGAGCCGCCAACGUCAGAUACAACAGCCGUACCGCUCAGCUGUACAGAGACAAAAUUAAGACACAAGCCACGCAAGCCACCAAAAGCCACGGCACAGAGCUGUGGUUGGACAGUCAGGGUUCAUGCACUUCACCCGAGGAGAAGCAUGUGGAUUUCUUCAGUUUCCACUCACAGGAUAUUCCAGAAAAUAUGGCCAAAAUGAGCCUCAGCUCUAUGGCAUCAGAGACGCAGCAGAAAGAAGAAGAAAACGGUAACUCUGAGGACGGUCCAAGCGUGGACAUGCUAAGUGCUUCCCCCAAGGCCAAUCCAGAACCUCUGUCUCUUCUCAAGAAGAAGCCGGGCCCCGCCAAAAAAACUAUGGCCGCCAAGAAAGGCGGUUUGGGCGCUCAGAAAGUGAGCAGUCAGAGCUUCAACGAGCUGGAAAAGAAAGCGCAAGCUGCAGACAAGCUCCGGCAGAAGGAACAGAAUGUAAGCGGCGACAAGAAGAACAACGUUCAACCUGCCGAGUCAAUUGCGCCAUCGAUGCGUCUGGCCUACAAAGACCUGGAUGAACAGAGGAAAAAGGACGAGCAGAAGCUGAAGAAUCUGGAUGGGAAAAAGCGUGAGCAAGCGGAGCGACUCGGAAUGGGGCUCGGCGUGAGAAGUGGAGUGUCUCAUUCAGUCACAUCAGACAUGCACAUUAUCGAGCAAGAGCGGCCCAUGGCGUCCAGAACGAGCAUGCCUUCACAUUUCCUUGAGGAUGACGACGACGAAGACGACGGAAGCUUCACCAAAGGGUUCAUUUCUCGUGACAGCCAAAAUGACUCUUUAGACUCUUUCUCCUCCAGAUGGAAGAAGAAACCCGAACCGGACUUCUUCUUGACGUCCGCCAUCACCUCCCUAGACGAAAGGCCCGCCACCCGCAGAAAAACGGAACCUGGACCGCCCUUAGACACGGGAGAAGCUCGCAGGAAGUUCGGCGAGGACGUCAAAGCCAUUUCUUCCGACAUGUACUUUGGAAAACAAGAAGGCGCAGAGUAUGACGCAAAAACGCGCCUGGACAGAUUCGCCGGGAGUUCGGCCAUUUCUUCUGCUGACCUGUUCGACGAUCAAAAGAAGCAGCCUUCUAGCUCGUACCGCCUGACCAACGUGCUGCCCAGGGCUCCCGACAUGACACAGCUGAAAAUGGGGGUGCGCAACGUCGCCGGGAAGCUGUCUGUCAUGGCUAGUGGCGUCGUCAAUACCAUCCAGGACCACUACAGCUCAUGA